CGGCUCUGCGCUCACCUACUGCCCAAGCCUCCUGCUCCUGCCCCAGGACCCACAGCGGGACCCCAGUCCAUCCCAGACAGCCCCAGCCCAGACAGCGUGCAACGCCGCCAGGGGGCGCCGUGUGAGCGCCCUAUUUUGGCCACCCGGCGCCCCCUCCCACGGCCCAGGCGGGACGGGACGGGGGCGCCGGGGGCCAUGCGGGGCCAGGGCCGCAAGGAGAGUUUGUCCGAUUCCCGAGAUCUGGACGGAUCCUAUGACCAGCUUACAGGCCACCCUCCGGGGCCCACUAAAAAAGCGCUGAAGCAGCGGUUCCUCAAGCUGCUGCCUUGCUGCGGGCCCCAGGCCCUGCCCUCAGUCAGUGAAACAUUAGCAGUCCCAGCUUCCCUCCGCCCCCACAGACCCCGCCCGCUGGACCCAGACAGCGUGGAGGAUGAGUUUGAACUGUCCACGGUGUGUCACCGGCCAGAGGGUCUGGAGCAGCUGCAGGAGCAAACCAAAUUCACGCGCAAGGAAUUGCAGGUCCUGUACCGGGGCUUCAAAAAUGAGUGUCCCAGCGGAAUUGUCAAUGAGGAGAACUUCAAGCAGAUUUACUCUCAGUUCUUUCCUCAAGGAGACUCCAGCACAUAUGCCACUUUUCUCUUCAAUGCCUUUGACACCAACCAUGAUGGCUCCGUCAGUUUUGAGGACUUUGUGGCUGGUUUGUCGGUGAUUCUCCGGGGAACCAUAGACGACAGACUAAACUGGGCCUUUAACUUGUAUGACCUCAACAAGGAUGGCUGCAUCACCAAGGAGGAAAUGCUUGAUAUCAUGAAAUCCAUCUAUGACAUGAUGGGCAAGUAUACCUAUCCUGCACUCCGAGAGGAGGCCCCAAGGGAGCAUGUGGAGAGCUUCUUCCAGAAGAUGGACAGGAACAAGGAUGGCGUGGUGACCAUUGAGGAAUUCAUUGAGUCUUGCCAAAAGGACGAGAACAUCAUGAGGUCCAUGCAGCUCUUUGACAAUGUCAUCUAGCUCCCUAGGAAAGGGGGUCAGUUGUCCUGGAGGGACCAUACUCUAGCCCUAGUGCAGGUGGAACUAGCCCUUCUCUUCCCAGGUCUGUCCUCAUCCUAGCCCAGCCCUGGGGGCUGUAGGAAUCUAAGAGCCUGGGGAUUCAGUGGUCCAGAUUGCUGGAGCUAAAGGGGCCAGGGCAUGGGUAGAAUGUAUCUGUGGGGUGUUCCUAACUCCCAACAGCUCCCACCCUCUUCCUGCCUGACACUCAGUGCUGAGGGUACCCCUGCUAUAGGAAAUAAAUGGUUCUUCACCUUCCAUCGCCACUUUAGAAACUACAACACUAGACAGAAUGUCUCCUGCUAUGGUGCUUUCCCUAUCCCUGACCUCAUAUGCAUUUCCUCUAAGAUUUCCUUCUCAGAGAGUCUGCUCUGUCCAUGCACUGACUGGCCUUUCAGACCAGGGCCUUUGAGAGCCUUGUAGGAGGGGGACAAGAAGGCCUGAGCCAGGUGGUUAGAUCAUAGAUGGCUGGGGUAGAGUUCAGAAAGGCCUGGAGAUUGUCAGUGACACCUCAAGGCAUGCCAGGCUAUAGCUCUGAGCUCCACAGGUUUGCUACCCCAGGCUAUCAGAAUAUGAGUUCCAGGCCCUUCAGAAGACUCUGUCUCCUUGGAAAUGCCCCAGAAAUUUCCAUACUCUCCUCAGUAUUCCAGGAGAGCCUGGGAUCCUGAUGUCUGGCUCAUGCCUGGAAUUCCUUCCUCUCCUUCCUUCCUGUUUGUUGGGGUGGAGGUAGCAGCAGGGGAAUAUGGAUGGGAGAUGUCCCAGCUGAUAUCUGCCAAAGUUUUAGCCUAUCCUCCCUGAUGGAUACAACUUAAGUUUUCAUUUGCCAUUUCUUCUAGACUUGGAGGCAUGGAGUGAGUCAGGGACCAUCCAGUGGAUGCCUUAGAAGAAAGGGGAAGGAGGGAGGCAGGCAUAGCAUGCCUGUGAGGGGGCAUUCACUAGAAUCUUUGAUCUACCCAGGCUCUGUUCCAACACCCACAUAACCUCCUCAAUUCCUACUUAGGGUCUCCUCUUGCUUUAUUCAAUCUACCCAGAGAUGCCCCUGUACACACCUAGAAGGCAGGGACCACCCUUGCCAUGUUGCCACCCUUUAAUAAACCUGCUCGUUCCAUUUAGCUCACCCUCCCAGUCAGUCAGGAUCUGAGGGGAAGGGCCCUGAGGGAGCUCCCUUUCCCAUCAGAACACUGUUGACUGCUCUGCAUUUUUGGCUUCUCUGUAUAUUUUGUAAAAUAAAAAAAUACACCAAUCCAAUAAAACACAAUGGCUAUGCA
Molecule: messenger RNA, 2312 nt
Organism: Enhydra lutris kenyoni (northern sea otter)
Lineage: Eukaryota; Metazoa; Chordata; Mammalia; Carnivora; Mustelidae
Gene: KCNIP2
Product: potassium voltage-gated channel interacting protein 2
Exons: 10
Coding region: 196-1008 (270 amino acids)
Biological process (GO): regulation of potassium ion transmembrane transport
Cellular component (GO): voltage-gated potassium channel complex
Molecular function (GO): calcium ion binding; potassium channel regulator activity
Source: RefSeq, a predicted model, not a curated record